Symbiodinium natans is the source of this 1782-nucleotide messenger RNA. Lineage: Eukaryota; Dinophyceae; Suessiales; Symbiodiniaceae. The record is from the annotation of a GenBank genome assembly.
AUGAAGGUGAGCGGCCGGUCGACAAUUCAGAUGAGUCAGACGCCGAAACGGAGGUUUUCGUUACGGAUGAUGCGAGCUGGAGAAAGGUUGCUGAGGUCUUUGGAAAUAUCCCUAGUGAGUCGCGACUCUCGACGACCGGCGAUGUUCGCCGUUCCUCCCGCAAAUCCGAAAGCUGGCGGGCUGAUGAAGGCGAUCGCCGUUCAAUCAGACGCUCUCAGCUGCCGGAUGAUGAAGGUGAUGUUCGACGAUCAUUUGCCGCCCGCAAGUCAGAGAGCUCGAGACCUGAUGAAGGCGAUCGCCGUUCGAUCAGACGCUCUCAGUUCCAGGAUGAUGAAGGUGAUGUUCGACGAUCGUUUGCCGCCCGCAAAUCAGAGAGCUCGAGACCUGAUGAAGGCGAUCGACAUUCGAUCAGACGCUCACAAUUCCAAGGCCGAGAUGAUGAAGGUGACCUUCGCCGAUCGAUUGCCCGCAAGUCAGAAAGUCCGCGGCCUGACGAAGGCGAUCGGUAUUCGAUCAGACGCUCGCAGUUCCAAGACCGAGAUGAUGAAGGUGACCUUCGCCGAUCGAUUGCCCGCAAGUCCCAAAGCCCGAGGCCCGACGAAGGCGAUCGGUAUUCGAUCAGACGCUCGCAGUUCCAAGACCGAGAUGAUGAAGGUGACCUUCGCCGAUCGAUUGCCCGCAAGUCCCAAAGCCCGAGGCCCGACGAAGGCGAUCGGUAUUCGAUCAGACGCUCGCAGUUCCAAGACCGAGAUGAUGAAGGUGACCUUCGCCGAUCGAUUGCCCGCAAGUCUCAAAGUCCGAGGCCCGACGAAGGUGACCUUCGCCGAUCGAUUGCCCGCAAGUCACAAAGCCCGAGGCCCGACGAAGGAUGGGAAUGUUAACGGGACGUGUUGCAAUGCACCCGAAUUCCAGCUGUACGUGCCUGAAAGCCCGGACUUCAUGCCGGCUGCCAAGACUAUGCAAAAGUGCACCGAGAUGUUAGCAUUAACUCGGCAUGGCCGAGACGUGCUCAGUGACGUGCGCGCUUCCUUGGCCCGGCACUCACAGCUCAGUGAAGGCAACCCUUACCCCGACGGCCGCUACGAGGAUGAAGGUUCGGCGCGGUACUCGCUUUCUGGGCGCAAAUCAGAAGGCUACAACGCGGACGGUGCAGGUGAUUCUCGCCGCUCCACGUAUCAGAAAUCUGCAAGCUUGAGGCCUGACGGAGGUGACGUGCGUGCUUCCUUGGCCCGGCACUCACAGCUCGGUGAAGGCACGCCUUACCGCGGCAGCCGCUACGAGGAUGAAGGUUCGGCGCGGUACUCGCUUUCUGGGCGCAAAUCAGAAGGCUACAACGCGGACGGUGCAGGCAGGCGAGAUUCGCGGCGCAGCUCGAGGCUACCUGAAGGUUCUGAGCAGCGCAUGUUGUCUCAGCCACCGGCGUCGCCGGACUCCUCCGAGUCGGAGCUCUUCACUGGAGCUGGCCAGGAUGGCUUUCAAAGGAAAUCGGAGGUCAUCCGUCCUCCUGAGCGACCGGUCGAACUUACAUUGGUACUCGAUGCUGACAACGUUGACCAGAUGAAAUCCAUCGUCUGGAAAUUCACGGAGCAAGGGGCGUGCGUGAAGGCUCUCAGCAAGCACUGUCCCAAGGCGACGCCAGAAGAUAUUCGUGCGGGCGAUGUUUUGCUGUUUAUCAACGACGAGCUUGUUCUUGACAAAGAAAAGCAUGUUACUCAGAUGAUUUGGAAGGAUGAGCAGCUGGAGAAUCAAUUCCUCACCCUGCGUUUUCGGGCCUGGGGAUGA